Monomorium pharaonis (pharaoh ant) is the source of this 8365-nucleotide messenger RNA. RefSeq names its product transcription factor SOX-14. The record is from RefSeq and is a predicted model, not a curated record. Gene Ontology annotation, biological process: regulation of DNA-templated transcription; anatomical structure morphogenesis; cell differentiation. Lineage: Eukaryota; Metazoa; Arthropoda; Insecta; Hymenoptera; Formicidae. Gene Ontology annotation, molecular function: RNA polymerase II cis-regulatory region sequence-specific DNA binding; DNA-binding transcription factor activity, RNA polymerase II-specific. Bases 4955 to 5986 code for a protein of 343 amino acids. The transcript is spliced from 2 exons.
UUUUACAGAUUUAUAAAAAUAUUUAAUACAGAAUUCAAUUACUCAGUUAUGAUAUUUUUUUCUAUGAUUAUAAGUACAGAAAAUCCAAGACGUUAUUCGAUAAUUAAGCAUUCUUUCCUGUAAAUGUGUGGUGGCUUAGUAUUUCAUAUUUUUAUUACUCUUCUGUCAUUUCAAAGACAUAUUCGAUGCAAUAUAGCACACGCUUGAAAAUAUAUGCGCAAAUAAUAAGACUUUGCAUACGCCGCGUCUAUUAGACGGAAGUUGCCAAUUAAAAAGGUAGGAGGAAGAUCUUAAGGAGCCGACGAUAGAUCGUCGAGAAGCCGAAUUGUUUCAUUGAUGAGCGAGCAUUCAGGUCGAGGCGGACGGGAAACAAGAAGUGGAGGGAGACGUGGGUACAUUAGAUGUUACGGCGUUUACGCUCGCAACCCUCUUUCGGACCGUGCCAGUCGAUGAAUGGUAUAAUCAGCGGUCGCGUGGCACCCCCGUGCUCGACAGAGGCCGUCGGGGAGAGUAAGACGAGAAAUGAAAACCCCUCCCAUACCACUCACUAUCCCCCUGUUCGCCCGUGAUGUUGGAAUCGCGAAAAAUCACUUAGCUCGCCUUGUCGUGCUUUGUGCUACACAAGUAUUCUUUUCAAUUCUUCUGCACGCUGAAUUUUAUUGCAAUUUAAUUGUGGAAUUUAAUGCAAAAUAAAAUAAAUAAUUAUAUAAUAUAAAUGUGAAAAUCCAAAAAGCAGAAUCCACAAGAAGAAAGUAGCAAUGUAUAAUUGAACGAAAUUUGAAGCCAAAUUGAUAUUAAUCAAAUAGAAAACUAAUAAUUAGUUUUAUAAUUGCGAUCGGUCGUUUUUCCUGAGUGUCUAUUGAUCGUACAACAUCAGGUUCGAUUAAGGAGACGAUAUUACAUCUCAUUUCAGAAAAAUAUUCAGAAGAUCCGGAAGUUCGCUGAAUGAUAUGGCCAUGUCAAGGAAAGAUUCCUUAAUUAUUUUGUACAGUACAGUGAGUACGGGGUUCCGUGUCGUUUGGUGUUGAAUUGCCCGAAAAAAAAAGACACCGUCACACCCCUCGCACUGUCGGCGAUGUGCGAUAAAAGGCGCGUUCACGCCCCUUGAAUGACAGAAUGUAUGACGAAGAGACGGCGGCCGAUAAAGGGCCCCCGAAACGACAGUCGAUCGCUGUAUCUCGCUCAUUGACGGACACCGUUGGAGAGCGAAUUUAUUGUGCGGUUAAUAAUAGGCCCCCGCGUGACAGCCGAUCGCGUCCGUUUAUCUGCUCCGGAGUAGAUGAUCCUUCAUUAUACUACCCCGAGAUAUACGAUGUUUGUUCUUUGUCACGCCGGAUUAACUACAAACCGAAGCGUGUAAUUUAAAAGGGAUCUGCAGGUCGUACCGGAAAUUCCAAUCUCUCGUAAAUUGGUGGAAAUACCUUAGCAUAUGGUGACAUCAAUUUGUCAUGAGUUGUUCGUAAUUAGUCAUGUCAUUAAUAAUCAAAAUAUAACGUCAAUGGAAGGAGAAAUAACGUGAAAACGUCAUGUCGGGAUAUUUAAAUUCUGAAAGAAUGUAUUUCGAUUCAAUGUUACAAAAUAAAAUAAAUUUUAUUGAUUAACAUCACAUUUCAAAUUUCCAAGGGCCAUCACUAACAUCGCUUAACUUCUGCAAUAAUACGAGGAUAUUAUAUUUCAUAAUGAUCCAUAAAUGCUUGAUGUUAAUAAAUACAUAUUCAUAUAGAAAAUUAAUUCAAUAGUUAUAAAAAGAUUUAAAAAAUUUAUAAACGUAUAGUAUUGAAGUUUUUACUGAUGUUUACAUAUAUGAAAUAACUUUUCUAUUACACAUUUGAAUAUAAUAUAUAUUAAAUGUAUAUAUUGAUAAAAUAUAGCUAGUGUCCUGUACCUUUUAUAUUUAAUUACAUAUACAAACUAUGCACUGAUAUAUUUAUACCAUGUAAAUUACAUUGCUAUAUAUUUAAGACGAUAUACAGUAAUAAUGAAGUGUAAUUGAGACAUUAAAAAAUACAUUGCGAAUAAUUUGACGUGUCGACAGUCAUUAAAAUGUUUGUAUGAUUAAUACGUCAUCAUACUUGCUAGGGAAUUAUCUUUCCAAAAUAAACAUCUUCUUAGAAUGAAUUGAUAUUAUUUGUUGUCAAUUAAACUUCAAAAUAUCGUCAAAGAUGUUAUUUUCAAAAUAACAACAAAUAACAUCAGCUGCUACCUGAACUUAACUUUCCCUUAACUUAAAAUUAACUUAACUUAUAUUUAGCUUUCUCUUAACUCAAUCUUAAAAAUAAUAUUUAUUUGUUUGCAUAUAAUAAUAUGUUUUAUUUUAACUUUAGAAACCAUAUUUUUCUCUUCUUUCAACAUAAAAAUAUAUUUUCGUAUAAAGGAUAUCUUCUAAAAAUCAUGAUAUUUUUUAUUUUUGUAUUGAAAAUAAUUUACCGAAAUUAAAGAAAAUACGUAAAAUUUGUAUCUUCAAAUGUAUAUCUUAUCUUUUAAGAAGUUACAUCCUACACGUCCAUGCAAUUUUUCACUCUGCAUUCGCAUUAUAUUUUCGUAUACAUAUGUGGAGCAAAAUAUUAUAAUAUGUACAUAUAGUAUAUCUUGCUUUACGUGUGUACGAAAAUACAUUUCAUACGUUUUAAAAAUGUAACUCAUUUCUUUGAUUCUUUCGCUGAAAUGUACAACCCGAUCUUCCGCGGCGUGACACAGAUUCGUUUUUCUGCGGCAGAUGAAUAUUCCUGCGCCUUCCGGAAAUUCAAUGGCGACGGCGCAGUCCCUUCUUUAUGGCGACCGAGAGAUGUUGUCGCCCGUACACCAGCCCCCUUGUCUCGUUUUAUGCCUUCUCUCUUUAUCGCCUUAUCACGAAAGACGUCUUCCAAUCCCUCUCCCCUCUCCGCAACUCCCUCGUUGCGGCUUCUUUCUCUUUCUCGCUUCGUGACAAGACAUUGCCGUGACCGUGAUAACAUUUAUUAUAAGACCUGGCUUUCUGUGCUCGCCUUCCAUACUCGUGUAUCUCUCUGCAGCGGACAAAGCGAGAAAAGGAAAUUCUUCCCUGCCUGAUGACGAAAGUCGGCGACUGAACGACGAACGCAUCAGCGGCAUCAUUUGUACCUUUUGUUCAACUCGACAUUCCUCGAGCUCCUUUUUUUUCUCUGGAUUUUAUUGUCAGAAUACAAAACGCUAGGCUAUAUUGAUAUUCACUUAUCUCUGUAUAGCAGUUACACAAAUAACAAAUGCGACCUCUGAUAGGCCGGGCUCUUACUUCGUAUAUUUACUUAUUAUAUCUGUUUUGCUUUUAUUAAAAGUUUCUCGAGAUAUUUAAUUACCUAUACUUUUUCAUGAUCAGGUCUUUUAGCUGCUGCUCUAGUGCAACAAAUUAAAAAAAUAUUUGUCUUUGAUUUAUUACACCACAUUAUAUAUCAUUCUCUUCCUUUUCUGAUGAAACAAAAAGCCAAAGUAGAUAUAACUAAAUGUUUUAUUGAUUACAAGGAAGAUUCGGAAACAUAGAAUUCCAUAAAUAUUGAGAAAAAAUUCAGACUCUUUAAAGUGCCACGAUUACAUAUCGUCCGCCGCUUCGCCGAAGAGUCCUCUCACUUCUUUCAUUCGCCAUUGUCUUCCUAAGUAUCAAUGGACCGCGGAUGCACCUGGGUGACCACCGACGGAAGGCGGAGAGGUCGAAAAGGCGACUGCGGCGACAGCAGCGGCGCGAUAAUCCACGACAAACGCACCCACACCCCGCCGUCGUUGCUCCGUGAGCGUGCGAGAGAACAGAAAGAGGGAAAGAAACGGAGAAGAUAGAGUCUUCUCUCCACCUGUUGCGCGAACCCGCGUAUCCGCUCUGGACCGCCAUGCCGACGCGGCGGCCAAUCGCGACCGCCCAUUGGCUGCGUUAAAUAGUGGGGGCCGCGCCGCCGCGUCCGAUUGGCCCAUCGUCUUAUUUUACCCCACGUCCCACGGGAGCCGAGCCGCACCGGCGAAACCUCCGUCCCGCGGGUUCGCCCCAGAUGCUACGUGCUUCGCGAUGUUCCUGAGGGAACCCCCGCGAUUCUGUCAGUGCACCAAAAGGACUCGUGUCCGUCAGAUCAAGCCUCGCUCGAUAAAAGAAAUUACGUCAUAGAACUGUCCUAGAAGAAUUGCUGAAGUAAUAACUGUAUCGUGAAAGAAGAAGAAGAUCCUCUCAGUUGAAAAAGCCUCCGUUGAUAGAUUAGUUUAGUUUAUCGUGAAAUUGUUCAAGGACAUAUCAAGAAGCUACAGCUAUCCUUCAAACAAAUCCAGUGAUCAAUACACGAUUGCAUAAUCUUAGACGAUUAAAAGAUUCGAAAUGUCAUUCCGGUAUAAUUAAUGAUCUAAGACGUCUAUGUUUUUAGAAAUAAUUUUUAUUUCUAAAAAAAUGUACUAUUUCUUUCAGAAAUAUUUAUCUCUCAGAUGAAGAAAUUUUGUCGCUUAAAGAUUUUAAAUAGAUCACCGUUUAUGAGCGUUGUAUAAAUUUAUUUGUUAAUUAAAACGGUUUUCUUACGAUAUUAUUUAAUAUUUAAAUAAACUAGAAUCACCUGGAGGAAGUUUAGAAAUAAUCGUCGAAGAAUGUCUCAGUUGUCAACAUCAUUUUGGUGCAGUGAAGGUGAAUCUAUUUGAAAAAUUUGACAAAUGAUCUAAUUGAUUGACAAAGUCAGUUAACGAUACGUCAUGCUCAACAUUCUAUCAAAGAAAACUAUGGAAGGAGUUUUAUUUAAGAAAGAUUAGUAGAACCUUCCUGCAGCCCUCAACAAUAAAAAAUAUACACACACAUUUUAAAAAAUUAACAAUAUUUUUAAAAAAAUUUUGGACCUUCGGAAAUACGUUAACAGGAUGUUCGAAAGAUUAUCUCAUCCACUUGAGAUAAAAGCAAUCUAUAAAUCUUUUAAUCCAGAAAUCUCGUCUACUCGUGAAGAAAGUGAUUAGAUUAAAUCGAGACAUAAGAGAACGUCUUAUGGAGAUGUCGUCUAAGACCCUGCAUAACGAGCAUAUUAAACGGCCCAUGAAUGCCUUUAUGGUGUGGUCGCGUGGUCAACGUCGCAAAAUGGCACAAGAAAAUCCAAAAAUGCACAAUUCGGAGAUCUCAAAGAGGCUCGGCGCCGAGUGGAAGCUCCUGAGCGAGAGCGAAAAGCGCCCUUUUAUUGACGAGGCAAAAAGAUUAAGAGCUCUUCACAUGAAAGAGCACCCCGAUUACAAGUACCGACCACGCCGGAAACCAAAGUCCCUGGUGAAGAAGGAGAACAAGUUCGGCUUCUCGAUAUCGCCGCUGAUAUCGCCUGGCGACAGCCUGAGCAAUCUACCGCGCGGUCUUCUGCCACCGUUGACGCCGCCGACGCAUCAUCCAUUGAUGUCGCACGAGGACCUGAAGAUCCCGCGGUUCUUCCCGCCGUUCGCCUAUCCACUCUAUCCACUGCAGCACAAGCUAAGUGACGACUUCAACGGCGGCAAGCUGGCCGCUGAUUUGGCUUUACAAGCUCUCUACACUGGCAGCCCCUUUUAUCCGAGCCACCAAGCAAUGUCCUGGCCGACAAGCCUGUCGGCAUCUGCUUGUCUACAAUCUAAUUGUAGUUGCCCAAGUCCGCCUAAGGAGCCCAAGAGGCCGUUUCCGCCGACCAAAAUGGAUGAUCCGCCCUUCCCGAGCCCGGCAAGAGCCGACGAUGACGCUGUCGUCGCGGAACGGGAGGAAUCCCGAUACCGAAAGCUUGAAAUGGACUUUGCCACCAGCCUAGAGAAUCAUCAUCAUCAUCAUCAUCAUCAACAGCAGCAGCACCAUCACCCACAUCAUCAGGAGGACCGUUCCCAGGAUCGUUUCUCCUCAUCUUCAUCCUCGUCGCCGCCCACGGAACAGUUGGAGAGAUCGUCGACGACGACGACAACUACGACAUCAUCCUCGUCAUCCUCAACAUCGAGCGCAUUCUCCGUGCAGAAUCUAACGUCGUCCUCCAACAUCUCGAAUUCAAGUUCGCAGCGCGCACACGUCAUAUGAAGGCCGCUUCCGGUUCUCCCGGACUUAAACUUCCGGGGGAGCCUGAUGCCGACCGCGUGGCCAACUGCCGAUUGGUGGCGAGUAGCCCCGAUGCUCUCCCCGAUCCCUCAAACGACGGUCGUGAACCUCAGCACCGGUAUCAUCAAGGAAGACGCUGUCCACUUCCAGGACGAGCAACAAAGGAAUUCGGCAACCGUGUCUAGGUCGCCCAGAAACGGCGUGCACAUCGCUAACGUGCAGUGAUCUAAUUGUAACAAUCGGACGAAUAUUUCGGUAUUUCGCAGUCGGAAGUGAGUCAGUGCUAACGUGCAGUUUGGACAGAUCGACGUUGAGCGCGAGGACGCUCUCUCUCUCCUUUUAACGUGGACUCGUUUUGCAGUUUGACGAUCUUUUUCAGAGUAACGUAAUCCGCUACUGUGGCGAAAAACGAUGCGUAUGGGUGAAGUGCCCGCCCGAAAAAUAUAUCGGAAUCGAAGAGUAGGCCGUAUUGGAGAAAUGGCUUUGCGACCGUAACCGGAGAGCCGGCUAACAGAAACAGAAAUCGAUAACUCGGCUAUACGGCCCCGAAAUCCCACAAAGGGCGGGCGCGCAAAGGGUCCUCCCGACCGGAUCGUGCACGCGAAGCUGGAUGCUAGAGGAGUCCAAUUCUGAUGAGAUAACCAACCCUCUCACUUGCCACAUAUUAUAGGGCGGGCGGGCGGGCGCGCACGGGGGUGGACACGUUGGGGAAGGGAGGAAAAAAAGCUCCGCUCUUCUGGCGGAGGCAAAUCUCUUCUUUGGAACGCGGCCGUGCGAAAUAAGCCUGAAACGUUCUGAAUGCUAACGUAGAGACGCGUACGAACCCCGACGACGCGGUUUCGUUGUAUCUCGCGACGUCGCGCCGCACCGCGCUACGCCAGCUUUCGCCGACGAAAGCGGCGAAACCAUCGAUACGGCGAAAUGGAAGACGCGUGGCUGACUCUACGAACACUAGUCGACGCGAAUCCUUUUUCUAAUAUUACCAUGGGAAAAGCCAGAAGGAUAUUUCCGAAGGUUGCCAGGGUUACAUUACGUUCUGUCUUGCUAAAGAUUGAUUUCCGUCAAUUCGUUGUCCGGAUAACGAACGGGAUUAAGUUGUUAAUUUUUCUCCAACCUCUCCGCGGAGAUUUACAACGUUGUAACACGUAUGUUUAUUAAUAUUUUAGUAAUUUGAAUUAUUGUGAUUUUAAUUUAUUGUGAUUAAAAAGCUUCUCUCUCCUAUUCGGCGCUCUCUAAAUCUCAUAACGCGAAAUGUCAUUCUAAAGAGUGAAAAUUGAGCUUGCGCAAUGUUCGACGAUUUGUUACACUAAUAGAAAUGAAAAUUCACUCCUACAGCAGCGAAUAGAAUUCCUAUAGGAGAUCAUUUGGACCUUUACUUAAUCUCUUUAAAGUGACAUUUCAUUUUACUAAUUUUAGAGAGUGAGGAAAUCUAAUUUGAAGAAUGAAUGGAAUGAAAAGUAUGACAUUUUGAUCAUUAAAUAUGUAUUUAUUGAUGUACAUAAUUUUUUACAUCUAAAAAAAUGUGAAUUAGAAAAUGAAACAAAGACACAUUUUUUAUAUCUUCCAUAACAUUUUCACAAAUAAAUCCCUAUUUUGAGCAGUGUUUCUAAGGGCUUGAUUUAAGAGAGAGAAACACGAAAUAUUCAAAUAUUUUUCUAUAUAUAUAUAUAUAAUUGUACAAUUUAUACAUAUAUAUAUUGUACAAUCGGUGUACGCGCGGUGAAGAUAAGUUUUCCAUUCCAUCCAUUCUCAGAAUGAUUUCACCGAACCAUCGGACCGGAUAAGUCCCUUAAUUUGUAACACCAGACGCGCAUGUUUUGUACAAUCUCGUUUUUUGUUAUAUGUGUAACGAUUAUUGUUGACUUGUUAAGGCGAGUUGUAAUUAUCGCUCGUUCGUCGAGAGUAAUCCGCCAACUUCUCUUCCUCGUAGAAAUUUCCGCUAAGUAUUUCUAACGACCGUAGCGAGCACUGAUGCGAGUUCAUUAGCGUGUACCCUAACGGGAGUAAGAUGCAAGUAAACAUAAAACGUAUCUAACGCAUAGAAAAACUUAUCCUCUCUUCCUCUCAUUCUCUCUCUCUCUCUCUCUCUCUCUCUCUCUCUCUCUCUCUCUCUCUCUCUCUCUCUCUCUCUCUCUCUCUCUCUCUCUCUCUCUCUCUCUCUUCCUCUUUUUCUCUUUUUCGCAAUAAUCACGCGACGCAUUUCGCGGACACAUAGCGACGCUUCGAUUAACUCGAUUAAUUCGGAACAAGAGUAACGCGGAUGCGCCACGUUAAUCCCCGCCUCGACGAUUACGAUACCAUUGUUAAUUACUUCUGUAAUAUAAUGCAACGCGUUUGUAAAUAAAUCUCGAUCCGAAUUAA